Dendronephthya gigantea is the source of this 2153-nucleotide messenger RNA. RefSeq lists its product as uncharacterized. The transcript is spliced from 9 exons. Bases 330 to 1817 code for a protein of 495 amino acids. Gene Ontology annotation, cellular component: membrane; voltage-gated potassium channel complex. The record is from RefSeq and is a predicted model, not a curated record. Gene Ontology annotation, molecular function: delayed rectifier potassium channel activity; ligand-gated monoatomic ion channel activity. Lineage: Eukaryota; Metazoa; Cnidaria; Anthozoa; Malacalcyonacea; Nephtheidae. Gene Ontology annotation, biological process: potassium ion transmembrane transport.
UGAUCUUCACAUGCACCUGACAUAUUUUUCUGCUUUCGUGACAAGAAAAUAAACAUGGCUCUGAAACGGGACGUUUCCCCAUCAAUUAUUAAAACUAACACAAGCGAGUUGACUUGGCAACUCAGGUCAGGUGGCAAAACACUCUUCAAAACCAUAGCUUUACUGUAUUAGCUACAAAAGCACAAAGUUGUGUCUGGGGAUACAUAUUUACUGCAACAGAGACGUAAAUACACGUAUUUGAUACAUUCUCUGUGGUAUAGCAUCGUCAACCGUCUGUUCUCCUAACUCAUUUUAGGGCGCCAGGAUAGCCACUACUGUGCAAAAGAAAAAUGAAUCUUCAAAUUACUUCAAUAUUCUUUUGUCUGCACUACUUGGGUGGCCUCGUCGCUGGAAUACCAAGCUCGCAUCAGUGUUCCUCAAGUAAUGCAACGCGUUCAAACUGCCAAAGUGCAACAUGUCCCUCGUCUGGUGGAUGUCUGAAUGUCUUGUGGGCAGAGUUCAAGCCUUAUGCGUACAAAACCGGGACAGAUUUUGAUGGAAUUAUACCAGAUAUACUUGAGGAUCUCCUCGAUAUCGGUUCUUGUUGCAAAACUUGCUGGAAGUUAAACAUAACAAACAAAGUGUCUCGACAGUCGAUUACGGCGGGAAAAAUCGACAAUAAUAUCGAUAUGGUUCUGCCGUAUUCCGGCAAAGACGAUGAGAAAAUCCAGGAAAUGGAAUUUGUAAGUCUUGUUCAAAAUCCUGCAGUAGUUUACAUCACCAAGAAGGAGAGCGCUGGUGCGAUACCAAGAAAAUUGAUCGGUGCAAUUUGGAACGCCUGGCCUGUGAUGAUCAUGGCCUUGUUGCUCUCAGUCGUCUCUGGAGUUGUUCUUUGGUUUUUGGAACUCUGGCAGAAUGAAGAACAGUUUCCCCGUUCGUUUGUGAAAGGAUCAUGGGAAGGAUUUUGGUGGGCCUUUGUUUCCAUGACGACCGUAGGAUAUGGUGAUCGUGUUCCACGAUCAAUCUUGGGACGGAUUUUUUCAAUCUUCUGGAUCAUGAUUGGUAUUUGUAUUUGCUCCAUCUUCACAGCCACCUUAACAACAGCGUUAACCACAAUCACACUUGAAGAAAAGAAGACUCUUGAUCGAGCGAAGGUCGGUGCAAUACGUGGAUCACUCGAAGCUUACACUGCUGUUAAUCACAAGGCAAAAGUUAUAAUAUAUAAUUCCACAGCGGAUUUAUGGCGUGCUUUAGAUGAUGAGCAAGUUGAAGGUAUCAUUCUGGAUUCGUAUUUCUCAGCGACGGAAAAGAUUAGCAAUUACAUAGAAGAUAAUGAUUUCCGAAUCUCGCAGACCGUCGAAGAGGAUGAAAAAUCUUACGGCAUUUUGGUCAGGAAUGACAGCCUAACAAAAUGUUUAAGGAAUGCUUACAAUGAAGUGUCUAAGGACAUAGCUGAAAUAAUUGCUGACGAAAUUGAAAGCGAGUCCGACGAGAACGAGGCCGCAGCACGCUCCGACAGUGUUUUUAACCCAACAGGAGACGUAUUCUGGCCGUCUCUGUACACCUGUAUCGCAUUUGUCGUUGUAAUGGCGAUCCUUGGUCUGAUCUGGGAGUAUUUUCUUAUGGGCAAAUGCAUGAGACAUUGGAAAAAAGGAUCUAUGAUCGGAGCGAACGCAGAUGCUAAAAAUUUGGAUCAAAUGGAACAAGAAAUGAUCGCAGAUAUACAGAAGAUGUUUUCAACAUGGAGGGCUCAAAAAGCAGGCGGUAUUGGUAUUGUUGGACCAUUGAAAGUUGAGGACAUGGAACAACAACGUAACCAACAGUUUUCCAUGAAAUAAGCAUCACAACAAUAGUUCUAGUAGAAUAAACCGCAAGAGAGGAUGUCACAGAACACUACAGCACUCUCAGAAGUCGAGAAACUCGCUGCUGCACGAUUGUAUAUACACCACGUAAAUAUUACACACCACUUACAUUAUCCGCGAUAGAUAAGUGUGUUGCUUCAGCUGCUGUUGUUAUGUUGAGUGAGGCAGAGUUAAUAGCAGGGUUGAUUCAUAUGAAAGACACCGAUUGCACACUUUUUACCUAAGAGCACUUUUUUAUAAGCAUUUUCACCUGCACAUGCUUGUGAUCAAGGAUUGUUUUGUAUUUAUACUUAAAAAAUUUCAAUAUAUUUC